GUCCCUCGAAAUUAGUUCACAGUAAUUUUUGAGUUUGUUAUUGGGAAACUGCUUUUGACCGUAUAAGGCCCAGACCGGAAGUCUCCCGUUGCUAGGAGGCGGAGAACGCUGGGGAUAAAAUGCUGCUUUCUGCUCUGCUGCCUGGAGGAUCGGUUUGAUUCAGGGUGCGCUGACUGUCAGGGUGUUCUCAGUCUGUUCGUGCUCCAGGGAAUGUGUUCCUCAUGGCCAGCGGCUUCAGCCAGGACUCCAUAGCGGACUUUCUGAGGCAGAGAGGAGGCACCGUCACGAGCCCUGAGCUACUGGAGCGUUUUAAAGCCGCGUUCCCACAGGAGCCGCACAGCAGGGCUGCUGUCCGCAGCAUCUUUAAGUCUUGCGUGGACAGCGUGGCUUUCGUGAAGACAGACAGCGGAGUCAAACAUGUCUGUCUGAGGAGACAGUUCCGUUACUGUCCUCCGUCCCCCUCACCUGACGACCAGGUGAGCCGCGAUGACGCAGCCGCGAGCGCUCAGGUACAGCAGAAAUCAGCGCGCGACUCAGGUUACGGAAAUGACUGGAGGAGAGUUCCGCAUAUUAUCACUGCAGAGAGCGACCAGCCGGACAAACCGGAGCAGGACUGUGGACAGCAGGGCUUGCUUGGUGUUCUGGAUGAAGUGGCCGGCAGCUCAGCUCACAUGGGGAACUCUGGGAGCUUCAGUACGCAGAGGAAGGACUCCAGGAAGGAAAAGGUCGCGAAACUUGCCAUUCCACAAAUCACAGUGAUUCAGGCUUCGCCGCUCCCUGUGGACGGAUCUGUCUUCAUCCUGCCUGGGCCUGAGUGUUCUGCAACUGCAGCUGACGUACACACCGACUGGACGCCUGAGGGCCUGAGAGAGGAAGAGCAACAAGGUCUUGCGUCUGAGCAGAGGUUCCUCUCCACCAAGCAAGACUCGGAGGACAAGGAGGAUGAACGCAGCAACUUGUCUGGCAGCGAGGACAGCUGCAGUCCGAAGGGCAGCCGGAAGCACUUCAUCCAGGUGAUGAUGAACAGUUCUCCUGAAGUGAGGAACAGUAUAGAACUCCGCAGCCCCGUCUGCCUCACCCCCAGGAGCGACGGUGACUCGGCCUCGCUGGGCUCUGCCAGCCUGGACGUGGACAGGACCUCCGUCACCCUGGACCCUGCGGAACACGAGUGGAUGAUGUGCGCCUCAGAUGCAGAGUGGGACAGCCUCCACGCCCUCCUCAGCAAUGAACCCAACCUGGUCCUGAAGAAGGACUUUGUCACUGGUUUCACCUGCCUGCACUGGGCUGCUAAGCAUGGCAAGCAAGAGCUGAUUGCUCUGAUCAUCAACUUUGCCAAACAUCACAACCUUCCCAUUAGCGUGGAUGUUCGCUCCAACAUGGGCUACACGCCGCUGCACAUAGCUGCCAUCCACAGCCACAUGGAGGUGCUGAAGCUCCUGGUGGGGGCUUAUAACGCAGACGUGGAAAUCAGGGACUACAGUGGGAGGAAGGCCUGUCACUACCUCACCAACAACGUGAGUGUGGACAUUAGAGACAUCAUAGGAGCAUAUGAACUCACUGAAUCCAAAGGUGCAGAGCCUAGGAUUGGAGGUCGCUGGAGGUUCUCCAAAGUCCUUCAGAACAACCUGAAACCCAUCCACCGGCUCAGCCUCGGAGACAGCGACCUUACGGGCGGCGAGGACCACCUCAGGAGCAAACCCGUCCGGAGGAGGUCUUCGCUUAGCAGGAUGAAGCCCAACCUGCAGAAGAUACGCCAGAGGGCGUCCCAGCUCGUUCACAGCACUUCUUUCCGGGAUAAACGGGAGCUGGAUGAAUCUGAGGAGAAACCCUCGAGGAAUCUUUGAUUCCCUCACUCCUUGAUGCUUCACACUGCUGGUCAGCUGGCUGAAAGAAGGCUUCUGAUUUCUCCCUUGCAUACAACAAAAUCUGAUUCAUCUGCAUAGAAAUAUUUCCAGUCGUGAAAAGCAGGAAGCACCGCUUCUCACCUCUUUAAGCUUGCAUUGCUGUUGAGCAACUGACUGCAGACUUCAACAGAGCAGAUAGCCCAACUAAAUA
Messenger RNA from Poecilia latipinna (sailfin molly), 2055 nucleotides. Its product is annotated as ankyrin repeat domain-containing protein SOWAHC-like. Lineage: Eukaryota; Metazoa; Chordata; Actinopteri; Cyprinodontiformes; Poeciliidae. The transcript is spliced from 2 exons. Bases 222 to 1844 code for a protein of 540 amino acids. Gene Ontology annotation, molecular function: protein binding. The record is from RefSeq and is a predicted model, not a curated record.